Molecule: messenger RNA, 6997 nt
Organism: Labrus mixtus (cuckoo wrasse)
Lineage: Eukaryota; Metazoa; Chordata; Actinopteri; Labriformes; Labridae
Gene: htr4
Product: 5-hydroxytryptamine receptor 4
Exons: 8
Coding region: 873-2204 (443 amino acids)
Biological process (GO): adenylate cyclase-activating adrenergic receptor signaling pathway; regulation of appetite; chemical synaptic transmission
Cellular component (GO): plasma membrane
Molecular function (GO): G protein-coupled serotonin receptor activity
Source: RefSeq, a predicted model, not a curated record
AGGUUUGGCUUUCUUUGGAUUUCCUUGUUUCUAAUAAAAGCUUUUUCCUGGCAGAAGGAGGAGAUCUGCAGAGCAUUUUUAAUCUUUUUAUUGUUCCAAGUUUCCAGCUCUCAGCAGAAAAAAGGAUCCUGAUAGCAGAUAGAAGCUUUGUAGAUAGACAGUUUAUAGAUUUCACAGGUCAAGCCCGUUUAUUUUCCCUGACAAACUGUGCCAGGAACUGCUUGCUUAAGACUACUAGGACUAUGGCACUGUAAUAAAACAACACACACACACACACACACCUAUACCUAGACACUUUGAAACCCUCACACAAACUUUGUUCGUAAUAAAGCACCGGACUAGAAAAACAAACACAACUGUACAGAAGCAUAAAAACAUUGGUAAACCUAAAUACACAUUCACAGGCAAACAUUAUACAUACAUACAUACAUACAUACACACACACACACACACACACACACACACACACACACACACACACACACACACACACACACACUGAAUCUGGCUUAUCAAUGCACCUUAUUACUUCCUGACUGACCUUUGUAUAACUGCCUAUUGAUAAAGCAUUAGUCAUGCAUGGGAAUGCAGUGGUACAAACACACACACACACACACAUAUAAAUGUGAACAAUGAGUGAAUGUGUUUAAUUUGUGCGGAAAUGCUUAACUGGGAUUUUCAACUGUUGUGUGUGUAGCUUAGGUUUUGAUUUGUGGCUGUUUCAACAGGGCGCUGCUGCAGUGAUGUAAAAGCACGUCUGUGACCUAAAUGCUUCCAGCUCGUAUCGAUGCUGUUUAACAGAAACAAACAUUAAGGUUAAUGGGAGCGGGGCUGUGAAUCUCUGAGAGUUCACCUUGUGUACACAGGACUUGAUGUCACUUUUAAUGGCAACCUUUAAUAAAGAUUUAUUGGAUUUUCAGUUCACAAACAAGUCCUCGGAGGCAGAGCUGCUCUGCAGGCAGAACACAUCUUUCUGGUCUGGUUUAACCUCACAGAGAGGAGCUGAGGAAGCAGCGGAGUAUCAGCUGAGGACUCCCUGCAUUUAUGGUUACAUGAAUGUCAGCGCUGCAGGCCAGAUGCCGGUGAUGGAGGAGCUUGUCAGUGAGAGUGACAGCAUGCCAAAGCGGAUAGCCCUAAUCUGCUUCCUGUCUCUGGUCAUGCUGAUGAGCGUCCUGGGAAACCUGCUGGUCAUGGUGGCCGUCUGCAAGGACAGACAACUCAGGAAAAUCAAGACCAACUACUUCAUCGUGUCCCUGGCGUUUGCCGACCUGCUCGUCUCGGUGCUGGUGAUGCCGUUUGGUGCCAUCGAGCUGGUCCACCAGCACUGGAUCUACGGGGAGACCUUCUGUCUGGUCCGGACGUCGCUGGACGUCCUGCUGACCACGGCGUCCAUACUGCACCUGUGCUGCAUCGCCCUGGACAGGUACUACGCUAUCUGCUGCCAGCCUCUGGUCUACAGGAACAAAAUGACUCCGAUGCGAGUGGCUCUGAUGAUAGGAGGCUGCUGGGUUAUUCCCACCUUCAUCUCUUUCCUGCCCAUCAUGCAGGGCUGGAACAGCAUCGGCAUCGACCACCUGAUCGAGCAGCGGCGUCACAGCGAGGGCAGUAACUCCACUUCCUGUGUCUUCAUGGUCAACAAGCCAUACGCGCUCACCUGCUCUGUGGUGGCGUUCUACAUCCCUCUGGUCCUCAUGGUGCUGGCCUACCAGAGGAUCUAUGUCACAGCUCGGGCGCACGCCCUGCAGAUCAGCAUGCUGCAGCGGGCGGGAGGAGCCGGUGCAUCGGACUCUGCUGACCACCAGCGUAACCACAGAAUGCGGACAGAGACCAAAGCAGCGAAGACCCUGUGCAUUAUCAUGGGCUGUUUCUGCCUCUGCUGGGCGCCGUUCUUCAUCACGAAUGUGGUGGAUCCCUUUAUAGACUACACAGUGCCGGACCAGCUGUGGGUCGCCUGCCUCUGGCUGGGCUACAUCAACUCCAUGCUGAACCCCAUCCUCUACGCCUUCCUCAACAAGUCUUUUCGCCGUGCCUUCCUCAUCAUCCUGUGCUGUGGGAGGAAGAGGUACCGCAGGCCGUCCAUCCUGGGGUCCGGUGCCGCCUGCACAGCCACGCAGAUCAACGGAUCAUCACAUGUACUCAACGGCUGCUCCUCUGCCUCCAAACUGCUCCUCUGGUUCUGCAACACCAGGCCAGUGCCUGUCUAGCUGCUGUAUGUGUGGAGCCUCUCAAGGCUCUAUCAAGUAUUCUGUCCUUCACAACGGGAGCCACGUGGAGCAGAAGAAGUCACUGCACACAGACAUAGAGUCCCACGAGUCCUGCUUGUGACCAACGACGACUCCUCAGUCACAAAUCCACAAAGACCUCGUCUCAAACACCACAGAGUCGACAAGAAAGCAUACAGCCAGAGCUUAAACCCAACGCAGAUGCUACAAAUUCAGCACGCAGGCUCCAACAACCAGAGCCUGAGUGGGACUUUAAAGGUCCAGGCCUUUGAAUGUGGCAGGGACAUGGUGGGCUGGAAUAAAGACCACUUCCUCUGAUGCUUUAUAUGUCAUGAUAAUUCUCUUAGACUGAGCUGUUCUGGUGGAACUGAAACAGGGCUCAAAUGCGACUCUAGAAGAUCCAGCUACUCUUAAGCACCAGAAGGCUUGGCUGGUCUUUGUUGGAGAGUUUUGCAGCCCGGGAUGUGAAUCAUGACUGGGAGUCAAUAAAGUGAAUUAUGUUGCCAAAGCUAUUUUACAUACAUAGGACCUAUUCCUGAUCAUUAUGAUUCACCCUCUUGUUUUCUAGUACAAUAUCAGAAAGAUGGUUAUAGUUUUUAUAAAGUUGUCCUCUGUAAAGCAAGUCGAAUAUGUUAUGGCAAAUUGAUGUGUUAUUUUCUGGAAAAGAGGCAGAGUUGAGAACAAUUUAUUUUUGGAAACGUCACACUUUUAAUAUCACCUUUCUCAGCCUUGGACACAAAAUUAAAGAACCUCUAUGUGUCCCUGGUUGAAGCUUUACAGCUUUGCAAAAUCCUCACUAAGCUGAAACGAAAAAUAUGGUGGCAAGGCUGCGUUAAAGCCUUGACCUAAACUGUCCAAGUGCAUUAUUAUAGAGAGGCUGCUAGCUCGAACUCUGUGUGCAUUCAACAGGAGUCAGAGGACUAAUACACAAAAACUGACCAUGAAUGAUUCAACAGACAUUGUGAUGGCGUUGGAGCAGUAUGUGCAUUGUGUAAGUGUGUUUUCAUACAAGUGUGAUUCUGUGUGUGUGUGUGUGUGUGUGUGUGUGUGUGUGUGUGUGUGUGUGUGUGUGUGUGUGUGUGUGUGUGUGUGUGUGUGUGUGUGUGUGUGUGUGUGUGUGUGUGUGUGUGUGUGUGAGUGCGUUAAUCUUUGUAUGAAUGAAACCACCUUUUCCCUUCAAACCAUACAGUGCUGACUCCAUCUUGACACUCCAUGUAUUCCCCUCAUUUCUGCUCACCUUGCAGGUCAGGAUAAAGAAUGAACCACUAAUAUUUUCAUUUGUUCAUAUUUAAGAAAGGAGAACACGAAGACUUAAUAUAUUAACUUCUACCUACACUGCAUCCUUUCAUUUUAAAGACUCAAUUAUAGUUGAUGUCCUGUUUUCUUUCUCAUUGUCCAACAGUACUUUUGGCUCACAAACUUUACUUAAUAGCCCUCUCAUUAGACGCUACCUGGGAUUUAUUAAAUGUAUUUUACACGACCUGCCCAGCACCAAUCAGUAGAUUGAAAAGUCAACUCAACUCAAAUGUAUUCAUAAGAUGCAUUAAAAACAAUUAACUUUGACUGAAGCGCCAAACAACCAAGAGAAACAAUUUAAUUGAAAUAAAAUCCUAUUAAAAUAUUCUUAUUAAGAUGAAAUAUGAUAUAUAUUAUAAAAAUAAAUAAAAACAUUACCCACAAGAACAACAAAAACAAAAAAACUAAAAUGUUAGCUUGCUGGAUAAAGUGGUUGGAGAAAUCUGGAGCUUGAUCAUUUUCUCUAAGGAUGUUAAAACCAAAAGAGUAGCUUUUCAUCGCGUCAUUAGAACCACGGUUCAGUUGAUUGAUGAUGUUGCUCUGUGUCUCCUGGAUAUGUAUGUACGCUAGUCGUUGCUAAUGUAUUACCUGUAAAAGCGUCUGAUAGACCAGCCGAUUCAGUAGAGAGAUAAUGUCAGCAGAUCUUUUGUGCGACUCCACAGCGCCACAGAGCUGAAACGAAGCUCCGCUGUCAUUCAUUACACAUUUUUACAUUCAUUUUGAUUCCACAAUAGCACCUCAAAUGUUUCUCAGCAAGCCUCAUUCUGAAAGUUUAACCGGACAUUACAUAAUGUAGAAUGAAUAACUUAAACAUGCAGAAUGGGAACGUUAACUGUUAACUCCCAUGCGAGGCUUAACAUGACAAAAACAUGCUAACCUUUGAGACUUUAGCAAGUUUAUUGAAAACUUUGGUGCGAUACUGAAAUGGCUGUCUGCUUAUUAAAGAACCUCUCAGCACCCAGCUGAGCAACCAUUAAAGCAUGAACUCGAAAAUCAAUUGACUAAAAGAUUUAUUCCAAGAUAAAACCUUGUUACUACCUCCUGUAUAACAGUUUCAUCAUGUUAAAACCCAACAAAGGAUAACUUUCAAACUUUGUAUUAUUCACAAACACAAUCUUAGCUGCCUGGUGACAACCCUGCUUCUCCCAAAUGGUUGAAUUUCCAUGGAUAAAAUUGGGAGCCACUUUUGCAAUAUUAUUUACUUUAAAGCGAGACAUUUUUUUCUAAAGUAAAUUUAAUUUGACAUUUUGGAAACAUAUUGUAGUUUUCCAAGGACAGAAAAGAAAUGUAGACAAACAGUAAGAAAUCAUUUCCUCUAGAGCUAAAGCAGUCACAGACAGAGAAGCAGAACCUCUAAAAAUAUUUGCAUAUGAACAAACAAAGCUCUCUAAAAUCAGAUAAUCAGUUGAGGACACUGUUAAGCACUGAUUCACAGGCACAAAGAAAAAGCCAAAAAAGCUCUGUACAGGCGAGGUAAUUACAAAUCCCUGCCGAGCCGAACCCAUUGACCCAGUUUGAGGUGUCACAGUUCAGAGGAAAAAUCUAAUCCAGGCUGAAACUUCAUCAGUGACACCAUCUCUCAUGUUACUCCAGAUACGUGAAUAAGAGUCUCAAACAUUACAGCUGAGCCAGGACAGAAAGAGGGGACGGUCAGGGGGUUCAGUCAGGGCAUCAAUGAAACCUUAACAUGAACAUGAGUCCACGUCACUUAAAUCAAAAUCUUUACCAUCAGGUUUGAAAAUGUGUCAUUGGAGAUGGUGACAUGAGUUUAUGACACUUGAUGAGUAAUAUUCUGAGUUGAUAUUCUGUACCAAACACGGUCCAACAGAGGUGCCAGAGCUGAAGGCAGACGGUCAUGAAGUCAGCUCAGGGGAGGACGAUGGGUCGCACAAACACUGGACUUUAAUCCAUGAUAACAAGCUCCUGUGAGACUUUAAAUCAAUGCUGACUUAAUUUAAAACCACAAUCUUUUUCUUUACUUAAUGAAGUAGUUUAAGUUAUAAAACAGCUGUUUCACAACAGUAAUCACAAUGUAGCAAUACUUUUUCCUUUCCAACCACACUAUAUGUCAUCAUGAAUUGCGGUUCAGAGCCUGUUGCGGGCGUGAAGUGACUUUUGAUUCCUCUCAGACGUUUGUUUGAGCUUCAUUUUAAUUAUGUUAUAAUAUAUUUAGUUAUAUUUUUUCAUAUGUAUCAAACGCAAUCUAUAUGACCUUAUUAAAUACUGUGAUCUGACAUUAUCGAUUGGACCAUUUGCCAACAACAGAUGUUCUCCAAACUUCAUUUGUCCCUGUCAACUUUUGUUUAUCUCUCCACUUAUUAAGAGGUGUUGUAAAGAAUGUGAUUUAAAAAAAAUCUGAGCUGAGAUUGGGAAACAUGCGCUGAAAUGUCUUUUUCAGAAGAUAUCACAGAGGCUAAAAAUUGUUUCUAUUUUAAUCGAUUAUUGAAGAACAACGUAUGAACACGUCCACAGAAAAGUUUUUGGCUCCAUAGGGUCGCAGAUUUAGCCUUUUUACAAACUGUCACAUUCCCGUUUUCAUCAUCUUUAAACCCUUUAUUUUCUUGUCAAACAAAAAUGUGUUUGUUUGUUAUGCAUUUCUGUUUUCCUUUUAAUUUGUCCAUCUUCUUUAUCCUGUCCGCUGCAGUUUCCAUGACAUCCCUGCAAGCUUGAUGUCAUGGAAACUGCAUGUCAGUUCUUAUGUGAGGAUGUCUGUGCAUGACUGUGUAUGUUUGUUUGCACAUGUGUGUGUAGAUCUGUGUGACUAUUGAAACUUAUUGAACUCAGGCUCGCCCUCUGAUAUGAUAAUGAAUGAGCUGAAAAGAGUAAGCAGUCCAUUUUUGGGGAUAUACCAAACAUCAUCAAGAGAUAUAAAAACAUAAAUCCAUCUGAGAACGCUCCAGUUAGGAUCCAUCUGAGAGAAACCAAGGGUGAUGUCACUCUUUCAGGUAGAUUGAAACUAAGAGAAGACAGAAGGAAACUCUGCUUCCCCAAGUGGAAAUAGAAAUCUUAGUUAGAAAUCUUUAUUUUUAUUGCCUGAACUUCAGAAACAGUCAGAGCAUCCAUCCACCUGUGAAGGAAUUUGGACUCAAGUUAUGUUUGUCGGUUCUCAAACUCCUCGGUUCAGUUGUGGUAUGUGAGCGUGAUGUUUCCAUGAGAUCAUCAGUUAUGCGAUGCACAGUGUUGGCCCUGAAAACAAAGUGAAUGAAGAGAGGUGGUCAAUGGUCAACUGACAGAGAUGGACGAUAUAUAUCUCCCACUGUUCCUUAGAGAAAUAGAAACGUUCACAAAAUAUCUCCUCUGACAUCUGGUUAGCUUCCAAAAUCCUCUAUUUGGAAUCAAAAUAUUCCAAGAUUGUGCAAGAAAACAAUUUGAGAAAAUGUCAAAUCACUUUGUCUUCUGUGUUUUUAUAACUAUCAUGUAGAAAUCUUUGGAUUGUAAUAAAAGCUUUCACACAGGUAUAAGCACAAUAAGCUACACAA